GGCGCGUGCGCAGCCGCCCCCUGCGGCGGGGGUCUCCCCGAUGACGUCACGCCGCAGCGCGACCAAUCGGCGGCGGGGAGGGGCGGGGCCUGGCGGCGGCGGCGGCGCCGGUCCCGCGGGUGCGGCGCGCUCCCGGUCUCCCGGUCCCGGUCCGGCCAUGGCCCAGCGCGGCGGCCCCGCGGUGCUCCCGGACAACCCCUUCCAGGACCCCGCGGCGCUGCAGGCCCGGCCCGGCGCCGUGCUCGAUGGCUACAACCCCUUCGAGAGCGACGCGCCACCGCCGCCCUUCCAGACCCCUUCGGUAGCGCCGCCGCCCCCGGUACCGGCGGCCGCGCAGCCCCCGCGGAAGGCGAGUCCCACCGAGCCCCGCAACUACGGCUCCUACGGUUCGCAGGCCUCGGCCGCCGCCGCCACGGCGGAGCUGCUGAAGCGGCAGGAGGAGCUCAACCGGAAAGCGGAGGAGCUGGACCGGCGGGAGCGGGAGCUGCAGAACGCGGCCCUCGGCGGUGCCCAGACGAGGCUCAACAACUGGCCCCCGCUGCCGUCCUUCUGCCCGGUGAAGCCCUGCUUCUACCAGGACAUCCCGGUGGAGAUCCCUGCUGACUUCCAGAAGACAGUCACAACCAUGUACUACCUCUGGAUGGCCAGCACCAUCGCUCUGUUCCUGAACUUCCUGUCCUCGCUCGCCUGGUUCUGCGUGGAUCCCUCAUCUGGUUCUGGGUUCGGCCUCUCCAUCCUCUGGGCUCUGCUCUACACGCCCUGCUCCUUCGUCUGCUGGUACCGGCCCAUGUACAAAGCUUUCAGAAGCGACAGUUCCUUCAACUUCUUUGUCUUCUUCUUCGUCUUCUUUGCCCAGAACGUGAUGUAUGUGCUGCAGGCCAUCGGCAUCCCGAACUGGGGAUUCAGUGGCUGGAUCCUGAGCCUGAUAGCCCUGCGGACUAACAAGGCCGUGGCCGUGAUGAUGAUCCUGGUGUCCUUGUCCUUCACGGCAGUGGCUGUGCUGGGGAUCAUUAUGCUGAAAAAGAUCCACUCUCUGUACCGCCGCACGGGUGCCAGCUUCCAGAAGGCCCAGGAGGAGUUUGCAGCCGGGGUCUUCUCCAACCAGGCCGUGCGCACGGCCGCGGCCAACGCCGCCGCGGGCGCGGCCACCAACGCCUUCCGUGCCCCGUAGCCGUGCGGGUGCCCGGCCCUGCCCCUCCCCGGGGCUCCUCCCGAGGAAGAGGAAACCCGAGUGGCACUUUCACUGGAUCCCCGUGCGUCCGCAUCAGCUGUCAGAGGCUGCCUCAUCCCAGCUUGGAAGUGCUGGUGCCUGAAUCGUCUGCUGCUCUCAACCCCCUUUCCUCACGGACAGAGGCCGUUCUGGUUUGUGCUGGUCCCCUCCCCUCAGCAGACUGGGGGGAGCAGGGUGGGGAGUGCUGAGGCCGAGCCCUGAGCCGUCGCCCUCCCUUCCAGCGCCAGCUGCUGGGGGCAGGAGCCUCCUCCAGAUGGCUGGAAUGCUGCUCCCAGGGACUGGAACGGUCACUUGCCUUCCUUGCGCUCUCUGUUUCCCCGCCUGGUGAUGACACUUGUGCUCCCUUGGGGUGUGGAGGGUCCCCUGCUCCCCGUGUGCACAGGGACCCCCAUGCUCUGCCAAGAAUGUCAUCCCCCUCUUCCUGCUGGGGCUCGCUCCAGUGGGAUGAGGAUGGGGCCGGUGCUUUCCCCAGGGUGUCUUGUCCUUUUGUCCUGUCCCUUUCCCCAUCCUCUCCCUCUCUUCGGGCCCAGGGAUGAGGAGAGCAGGGCAGGGACAGGCAGAGCUCGGGCAGCUGCUGCUUGUGGGGAUCCUGCCUUUAGCCCACGUGGACCCCAAAGCCGGGCUGGGUGCCGAGGAGCAGCCCUGGCGUUUACAUGGCACCCCCUUGCCUCCAGGGAGGGCUGAACGGCUCCUCCAGUCCCCCUCCCACCCGCUUGGAGGACUGUGACCCCUUGCUGCCCCCAGCACCCUUCAGCCAAGGCCUUCGGGGGCUGAGCCAGUCCUGGCGCGCAGCCCCUUGUCCCCUUACCUGCCGUCUGUCCCCUGUCCUGGUGUCCCUGGGGAUGCCCGGGACAGGUCUCAUGCGUUCUGCUUCAGUCCAUCUCUCUCGGAUGCUCCCGGUUUGUCCCCGCGGCUCCGGGGCUGGCGAGAGGCUUCGUGCCUUCAGCUCUGGGGGCCGGUGCCCUCCCGGUCCCGCUGCGGCCGGGGCUCCUCCGCUGCUCCCCGUGUGCUGUUCCCCGACCGCUCCCGGUUUAUUUAAAGAAUAAAUGAAGGUUCACUCUC
Molecule: messenger RNA, 2293 nt
Organism: Motacilla alba alba
Lineage: Eukaryota; Metazoa; Chordata; Aves; Passeriformes; Motacillidae
Gene: SCAMP3
Product: secretory carrier membrane protein 3
Exons: 8
Coding region: 41-1171 (376 amino acids)
Biological process (GO): protein transport
Cellular component (GO): trans-Golgi network membrane; recycling endosome membrane
Source: RefSeq, a predicted model, not a curated record